GUCAUUAUUGGCAGUCAAUGUCAAUAAAACCUACAACAAACUAUGAAAUCAAAAUUGUCCUCGAUAAAAUUAUUGUAAAUUUUGAUUCAUUUUUCGAAAUCAAAAUAUUCUUUCUCUUUAUAACUACGUAUAAAACAUUCCUGUUAGGUGCUAAUAAUAAUGUUUUGUGUAUAAAUCCUUGGUAUUAAUGAUAAUCGUUGAUGACUACAGACUAGAGCUUAGAGGUCUACCUGUGGAAUGGAGUAAACCAAAUUAUAAAUGAACAAUGGAUUCAAUUAGAAGAUCAUGGAAACUACAGGAAUUUGUCGCCCACAAGGCGAACGUCAAUUGCUUGGCUAUGGGACAUAAAUCUAACCAAGUAUUAGCAACCGGAGGAGAUGACAAAAAAGUUAAUCUUUGGGCUAUUGGCAGGCAAAGUUGUUUAAUGAGCUUAAGUGGUCACACAACUCCAGUGGAAUGUGUUUGUUUUGGACACUCUGAAGAUUUGGUGUGUGCAGGGUCACAGACAGGAGCUUUAAAAAUCUGGGACUUGGAAGCUGCAAAACUCUUGAGAACUUUCACUGGACAUAAGGGGGCAGUAAAAUGUAUGGACUUUCAUCCAUAUGGUGAUUACUUGACUACUGGUUCUUGUGAUAGCAAUAUAAAAUUGUGGGAUACAAGAAAGAGAGGUUGCAUAGUGACAUACUCCAGCCACCAGCUUGCAGUUAACAGCCUCCAGUUUAGUCCUGAUGGACAAUGGAUUGCUUCAGCUUGUGAGGAUGGUCUAGUAAAAGUUUGGGAUGUGAGAGUCGGCAAAGUGUUGCAAGAAUUCAUGGAGCAUACAGCCGCAGUUACAUGUGUAAAAUUCCACCCACAUGAGUUUUUGCUGGCCAGUUGCGGCACAGACAGAACUGUCAACUUCUGGGAUAUGGAGAAGUUCCAAUUAGUUUCUAAGUUUGAAAAGGCCAAUACUUCAAUUAGGCAAAUGGUAUUUAGUGAUGAUGGUACAACUCUGCUUGGCUGUGGCAAUGACGGGCUUCAUGUAGUGGGCUGGGAACCGAUCCGCACACUUGAUACUGUUCAUGGACAUUGGGGUCAAAUUCAUGACAUUACAGUAGCACAAACACAACUAAUAGCGGGAUCUUAUCAUUCAACAUAUGUGGUACUUUCCGUUGUUGAUCUGAAUAAAGUAUAUCCUUUUGGAGGGCCACCCCCGGUGUCACCAGCUGUUGUUAGAGAUCUGUCGCCGUUCCAAAAGGGACAUUCUGCAAGGAAGAGCUUUUCUAAAGAAAAACCUGCUAAAGAAGUGUUGCAUAGGCCGACCCUAUUAGACGAGAAAACUGCGGAAGAAUCGACGUCAGGAACUGAGGCAGAUGAGGAUUCAGGUGCAGUUAUAUCCAAUAUUAAUGACUACACUGAAAUUUUCCGACCUUCUAGAGCAUUAAUGCGCACCCCACCUCCUACAACGAGUUUAUCAUCUGAGGAUUUCUCUAUCUCAACGCUGCCGAGCUCCCCGCCGGCGAAGCUGGAGUGUCCGCUGAACACGUCGCUGCGCGAGCUCAUGUCCGCGCCGCAGCGCCAGCGCCCCGACCACUACUCCCGCAUACCCACAGCGGAGAAAAAAACAGAAAUAUUCACAAGGGUGAUAGACAACACGAAAGAAGACAACAAUUUCGCGUCGACGCAGACCGCCGCUGUUAGGGAUUACGUCAGUGGCCCGGUCUCCACGACCACGCUUAACCGCCAUAACUCAUAUAAAGAAAGUAAAUCAACUGAUCUACCUAAUGCCACAAAUCUUCGGCAAAGCAAUAGCGAGAUGUCUCUGGGUCCGCACACUUUAGGUCCCAGAUCACUAUCAUUUACAAGACCCACAAGUGAGACUCCGAGAAGAAGAGUGGAGAGCAUCAGUCCGGAGCCGGAGCGCGAGCCCGAGCCGGAGUUCGUGCCCUUCGCCGCCGACCGCCCCGUCGGCCUCGACCUCGACGACUUCCUGCCCCGAGGCGCAGCUUUGGGUUUGGGUCGACGAGGGGCACGGGGGGCAGGGGCUGAGCCCAGUGAGCAGGAGGUGCUGGGCGUCAUGAUGCGGGGGCACGAUUCCAUGAUGGCCGUGCUCACCGCCAGGCAGCGGUACUUGCAGAUCUUUCAUUCAGUGAGGAUAAAUAAAUCUCUAAAAUCGGCGCUAGAAUCGGUAAUAGCUUUAGAAGACACCUCUGUUAUAUUGGACAUACUUAAUGUGAUGGCACAUAAACCAUCACUUUGGAAUUUAGACAUUUGUUUGUUAAUGCUGCCGAAAAUUUAUGAUUUACUACAAAGCAAAUACGAAUCCUACAUGCAAUGCGGAUGCAACGCGUUGCGGCUGAUAGUGCGCAACUUCUCGUCCGUGGUGCGCGCCAACGUGCACGCGCCCGUGCGCACGCUGGGCGUCGACAUCCCGCGCGAGGAGCGCUACGCCAAGUGCGCGCAGAUCCAUCGUCUGCUGCUGGACGUGCGCGCCUUCCUGCUCAAGCGGCAGACGCUGCAGGGCCGCCUCGGCGCCGCCUUCCGCGACCUCCACACCCUCAUGCAGCAGGGACUCGACUGACCCCACCGCUCUAUGCUUUUUACGUUCACGCUGCCAGUUUUUUAAUCCCGACUUUUCUAUAUACGAAACAUUGUGAGAAACUUGUAAUAUCUGAUCAGCUGAGUGAAAUAGUGCUGAUGUGUUAAAAAAAUAAAUCGAUUAAUGAAAAACAAAGAGUAAAUGGAGAUUACACUAAAAUCAAGUUUUUAGCAUUUAUAAAUAGUAGAAAUUUUCAGCAAUUCCUGAAAUAUUGAAAUUGAAAUAUUGGUCGGUCACUCAAUUUUAGUUGAGUUUGUCGUCAGUCUUUCUACUAAACGUAUUUUAAUUUUUCAUUUCCCUUGAGUUUUUUUUAUAAUAACUAUGAAAUUUUUAUUCUUAUGAUUAGAAGCAAAAUUAAAAAUAUAAGUAGUUCUUCUGGCUUCAUCUAUGAAAAUUAUCUGGAAAUAAUGACAAAAUAAUGUGAUGACUGCUUCAAAAUGGGUGAUAUUGAUGGAAAAAUAAUCUCGGCAUAUUAUAACACAAAUGAGAAGUAUAAAUUUCUAAUUAUUAUUAUUUGAAUAAGAAAAAAUAUUUAAAUAUGCAUAUAAAUGAAGUACCUACCUCUUGCUCGUAAUUUCACAAUUUAAAAAAAUGUAAACAUGAAUUUUGCAUUACAUAUGCUUACACUGUUUAAAAAAAAUAGGGUGAGGUAGUAAUGGGUAUCCAGGGCUCCAACACCCAAAAGUUAAAGAAGUAAACCGGGGAUAUGCUCAGAUGAUACACUCUGAAAAAAAUAUAAAGAAUAAUCAUUAUUCUUUAUAUUUUUGUUUAUAAUGUAUUAUACAUAUAUUGUACUUACACAAAGAUGUCAUCAAAUUUUAGACCUGUGCAAUUAGGCAUCACAAAAUUCAAUUUGGCAAAGUACAUUUUUUAUGAACAAAGUUCUCCAGUUACUUUCUAUUAAUAAUGAACAUUUUUAAAAGCUACCAAUAAAAGAAUUAACUACUAACAUAACAAAAUUUUAUCAGGAGAUUAAUUUAUAAAGUAUUAUUUAUCAGCAUUACAAAAGUCAAUAAAGUUAUAUACUAAAGCAAACUUUAUUUU
Plodia interpunctella (Indianmeal moth) is the source of this 3622-nucleotide messenger RNA. It is a transcript of the gene kat80, whose product is annotated as katanin 80. Gene Ontology annotation, cellular component: katanin complex. Gene Ontology annotation, biological process: microtubule severing; microtubule depolymerization. The transcript is spliced from 16 exons. The record is from RefSeq and is a predicted model, not a curated record. Gene Ontology annotation, molecular function: microtubule binding. The coding region runs from base 266 to 2560 and encodes 764 amino acids. Lineage: Eukaryota; Metazoa; Arthropoda; Insecta; Lepidoptera; Pyralidae.